Molecule: messenger RNA, 2848 nt
Organism: Populus trichocarpa (black cottonwood)
Lineage: Eukaryota; Viridiplantae; Streptophyta; Magnoliopsida; Malpighiales; Salicaceae
Product: coiled-coil domain-containing protein SCD2
Exons: 17
Coding region: 238-1935 (565 amino acids)
Biological process (GO): cytokinesis by cell plate formation
Source: RefSeq, a predicted model, not a curated record
AAAAUGAAAACACAAUUAUUUCGUUUUCAUUUUCAAGCAACAACUAAUGGACUCAGCUCCGAAAUCAUGCAACCGCCGCCUCCUCCUCCUCCUCUAGCUCUCUCUCUCACCCUCGAUUUCCUCGACAAAAAAUCCAGCUCUCUCAAAUUCCUCACUUCUCUAACAGACACAAAAAAAUACUUACACCUAUAAACAUACGAAUACAUAUAAAUACAAAAAGAGAUUCCUUGCACGCAAAUGGAUCGGAGGAGGACUGAAAGUCCGGUGUAUGCACGGCAGUGGAGCAGCGAUUCUCGUGGUUCAAGCGGUACGGGAUCGUCAUCGCCGGCGCGGAUGUCACCGGCACACCCGAACUCACGGCUAGGUUCAAGCAUGUCAACAAUCAAGCGCACACAAAACGUUGCAGCUAAGGCCGCUGCACAGCGGCUAGCUCAGGUGAUGGCGUCAUCGCAGACGGCGGAUGACGACGAAGACGACGACGAUCUAGGGUUCCGAUUCCCUGCUCCACCGAAUCCGGUUUCUGCUUCGUCGGGGUUUAGUAGUGUAAACCAUAGAGGGAGUAAUAAUGGUGUUUCGGUUAUAAGACCUAAUAGAUCUCCGUCUCCUGCGCUAGGUCGGAACUUUAUGGAGAAUGUGCCUUCAGCUCGGUCUACAUCAGCUGGAAGGUCAUCAAUGUCAGUUCGUACAGUGACAGUAGUGCCACCUAGCAAACAGUCACUAAGAACUCCCAUUUCUAUACCUCCCAUCGAUCCUCCAUCCAGUAGGAGUAGAGAUAAUAAGAGGUUCACAUCAGAUAUGGGACAGCUUAAGACUGAUGCAGGAGAUCAGCGUGAAGCAUCAGCACUUCGUGAUGAACUUGAUAUGCUACAAGAAGAAAAUGAAGUUAUACAUGACAAGCUUCGGAGUGCUGAAGAAAAACGUGAGGAGGCAGAGGCUAGAGCUAGGGAGCUCGAGAAACAGGUUGCUGCUCUUGGUGAAGGUGUAUCCUUAGAAGCUAAACUGUUGAGCCGGAAGGAAGCUGCAUUGCGUCAAAGAGAGGCUGCUCUUAAAGCUGCCAAACAAUCGACAGAUGGGAGAGAUGCAGAAAUUGCAACCCUUCGUACAGAACUUGAGAACUUGAAAGAUGAGGCUGCAGCAGCUGCUGAACAGCUCCAAGAAGCUGAAUCUGAAACGAAAUCUCUUCGCACGAUGACACAAAGAAUGAUUUUGACUCAGGAAGAGAUGGAGGAGGUUGUCUUGAAGAGAUGUUGGCUUGCGCGUUACUGGGGUUUAGCUGUACAACAUGGGAUUUGUGCAGAUGUAGCAGUGUCUAAGCACGAGCAUUGGUCUGCUCUAGCUCCUCUUCCAUUUGAAGUUGUCAUUUCUGCUGGACAAAAGGCUAAGGAGGAGUCAGAUAGAGGUGGUCGUGAUUCAGAUAGGAGUAAAAUAGUUCGUGAUUUGAGUGAUCUUACUGGAGAAGGAAAUAUUGAGAGUAUGCUUUCAGUUGAAAUGGGAUUGCGGGAAUUAGCUUCUUUAAAGGUUGAGGAUGCAGUUGUACUUGCUCUGGCUCAACACAGACGACCAAGUACGGUUCGACAAACCUUCUCAGAUUCGAGACCACCAGGUGAUCCCAAGUUUACUGAGGCCAUUGAAUUAAGUGAAGCAGAGGCAGACGAUGUUCUUUUCAAAGAGGCUUGGCUAACUUAUUAUUGGAGAAGAGCCUUGGUUCAUGGUGUGGAAGAGGAUAUUGCAGAAGACCGGCUUCAGUUUUGGAUUAGCCGUAGUGAGCAGGCACCAACUUCACAUGAUGCUGUGGAUGUUGAGCGAGGCGUAGUGGAGCUAAGGAAGUUGAGCAUAGAGCAACAGCUAUGGGAAGCAUCUCGGAGAGAAAUUGACCAGUCUUCUUUUGCCCCAGUUGCUAACCAUAAACGCACAGAUUCAGAGCUCUCUUCGUAACGGUUUGCAGUUUAAAUAGCCACAUUCUUUCCUUCCAUUCUCUCUUGUAAGUUGUUGGUGUCAAUUUUAAUACAUGCAAUUUUCAUUUUUGUAUAUAUUUUUCUUCUCCACAUUCAAUUAUCGCUACAAAUCCCCUUCAAACUCUUACACAACAGAAUUUGUGUAGAUGAGUCAAGUGUGUGAAAUUAGGGAUUCCUUUACUACUUAAAUUUUGUAUUUAUGCCAUUCAUAUGAAAAAGGCAAAAACCGUUGUUUAAUGUCACUUUGCGCAUCUACAUGGAAAUAUUAAUUCAAUAAACUGUUCAGUAUACGGUAAUUAAAUUUUUUUCCCUGUUCAUCUAAUUCGUUUGAAAAUUUUCAGAAUGUAUCAUCUUCAAAUUUCACGAGGCCUUUACCUGCAGGGUUUCCCUCUACAAAGGCAUAGAUCUUGCCCAUGGGUCCCCGCUGAUUUUUCUCCUUAUGUAGAGCAUAGGGCAGCAACUUUGCGAGUGUAAUAGAGAGUAGGCUUGUAUUUUACUGGGCAGGUUCUUCCAUUUAUUCUGCCAAUUUUAUUUUGGCCCAAGAUGAAACAAGGUGCCGGUCCUAAAAAAUCAGCAAGUUUCCUGCCGAUUAAAUAUGAUUUGGCAUCAAAAUUGUUUGUGGUGACCUUUUCAGUUUCUUUUCUUUUUCUACUUUGUCAGCCCAAGGUCUAUAACGGGCCUAAUGGCUCCCACGUUGCCACAAGACCUUUUGUAUAUAUUGUCGAGGGGUGUUCAUAAAAAUAUAUAUAGUUGGUCAAGUUUGGGUUUGUAAUUGUAUCUAAUUUAAUUUUUAAUAUUUUUACAAAUUGUAAAUCUGAUUUAUUUAAUUUUUUUGAGACUCAAAGUUUAGCUAAGUUUUUCGUGAAUAUUACAAAUAUUCAUGAGUUGGUUUA